GUUGCGGCCCCGCCCCGCGGGCUCAGUGCAAGAUGGCGGCGGAGCGGAUCUUCGACCGGGCUGUGCCCGUGCGGCUGCAGGGCCGGGGCUGCGAGGAGCGGAGAUUAAAUGUUCGAGUGAAUAUUGAGCUGCUGUCAAUUUCUAGUCCUGUUCAUAGAAAGGACUUAGCUGUUCGAUUGACUGAUGAUACUGAUCCUUUUUUCCUUUAUAACCUUGUCAUAUCUGAGGAAGAUUUUCAAAGUUUGAAGUCCCAGCAAGGUCUCUUGGUAGACUUCUCUGCUUUCCCACAAAAAUUUAUAGAUCUGCUUCAGCAAUGCAUUCAGGAACAGAACAAAGACACCCCAAGGUUUUUACUGCAAUUAGUUUCUUCAGCAUCUGCUCUAGAUCACACACCUGUCGCUUUAAAUGUUGUGGAGACCAACCCUUUUAAACAUCUUACCCAUCUUUCUCUAAAAUUCCUACCAGGAACUGAUUCAGAAAUAAAGAAAUUUUUAGCCAACUGUUUGAAAUGCCUUAAGGACGACAAAUUGAUGCUGGAAGAAAAACUUAGAAGAACUGAGGAGGAUCUUACCAGGCAGCUGAGCUACACUCAACAGAGCUUGUCAGAGAAGAGCCGAGAACUGGACAAACUGAAAAGUGAAUGGACAUCAUACACCACAGCUCUAACCAACAAACACUCCCAGGAGCUGACAAAUGAAAAGGAAAGAGCUCUCCAGGCACAAACUCAGUACCAACAACAGCAUGAACAGCAGAAAAAGGAAUUGGAAACUUUGCAUCAGAAGAGUAUCCAGCAGCUGCAGAACAGACUCUCAGAACUCGAGGUCAUCAAUAAGGACCUAACAGAGAGAAGAUACAAAGGAGACUCUACAGUCAGAGAACUGAAGGCAAAACUUUCUGGAAUAGAAGAUGAUUGUCAGAGAGCGAAGCAGGAGGUGCUGUCGCUGCGUCGGGAGAACACGACUCUGGAUGCUGAAUGCCACGAGAAAGAGAAACUCAUUAAUCAGCUCCAGACACGGGUGGCUGUUCUGGAACAGGAGAUCAAAGACAAGGAUCAGCUGGUUACUAGAACAAAAGAAGUGUUAGAUGCAACACAAGAGCAAAAGGUGAUUCUGGAAGAGAGUACAGAGGAAAAACAGAGGCAUAUUGAAAAACUAGAGACAACAAUUAAGUCGCUGUCAGCUGAACUCCUUAAGGCUAAUGAAAUUAUCAAGAAGUUACAAGGAGAUUUGAAAACUUUAUUGAGUAAAUUAAAAUUGAAAAACACAGUAACAAUUCAGCAGGAAAAAUUAUUGGGAGAAAAAGAAGAGAGACUUCAAAAAGAGCAGAGGGAAUUGCAGGAGAUGGGACAAUCCCUUCGAAUGAAAGAGCAGGAGGUUUGCAAGCUACAAGAACAGCUAGAAAGUACAAUACAAAAACUAGAGGAAAGUAAGCAGCUACUGAAAACCAAUGAAAAUGUGAUCAGCUGGCUGAACAGACAGCUCAGUGAAGUUCAGAUGGCAAAGAGGCUGGACACUUCUGCCAGCACACACGGUGGUGGUAGGGCUGCCUCUUCACCUCAUGGCAUGCCUGACAGACCAUCCUUUCCCAGCUCAGGAAUCAGUCAUCCCAUUUCUCCUCUGUAUGCCUUCCAGAACUUCCUGGAACCAGCACACAGCAAAAACACCAGUUCCCCAUGUCCAGUACCAAAGGUUCAGUUUAACACACAGCUUCCUAAACUGAACCGAUGUUCAGAUGCUCAGACAGUGACUACAACCAGCCAUCCAGCAAAUAAGGAGAAUGGUGAUCAUUUGGGGCUGGAAUCCAAGUAUCUCAAGAAAAAAGAUGACAGCAUUCCUUUACGAGGCCUUAGUCAGAACACGCUGAACUCGGAGUACCUGAGACCAUACCUGCCAGCCAAAGCCCAGCCACUGCCCAAAGCUGCAGGAACACCAGCCUCGGCUUAUUUUCCCGGAUAACAGACAGGGUUCUGACAGCGAGAGGCGUCGUUUAACCAUUUGGGGGAGUUUUGAAUGUCCUGUAAUAGUGUGUUAGUAGAGUAUUGAUGUGAACUGACAUCAUUUUUUAUCAGGCAGUUUUCUCUGAGACAGGUAUCUUGACUGACUGGGUGAUGUUCCAGGGUACGUGAGCCUGAGAAGAGAAAGCUUUAAGCUGCUGUAGUGGGACCAACACUGACAGUAAGUUACUGCGGCUGUGCAGAAUUUUCUCUUCAUGUAUUGUUGACCCUGUAAUGGUCCUAAAACCCCACCAAAGUGCUGUUUUUUAGAACAGGUGAAAUGUACAUUCCCUGAACAAGAACGUAUAUCUAUGAGUUUUUACAUUCUUUCAGAGAAAGGAAGAGGCACAUGGAAAGCACUGGAGAAUUGGGGCUGUGCUGCCAGCUUUAGUAAUGGUUAAGCUCAUAAAUGACCACAAGUGCCUCACUAAUCCUCCCUUACAUUUUAGUUUUAAACACUUAACUUUUGAACCAGAUUAUUUGAAUUCCAUACAAAUCUAAUUUUAAAGACGCUAAAUUAUUUCACUGAAGGUAUAAAAUUGUAACUAAAAUUUCUCACUCUGGGUCCCCCUAACUUUUCUGUUAAUCUCUCAGAAUUACAUUCCACAGGCCACCACGCAUAAAACAUUGCAAGGUGAAGUAUCUGAAUAGGUUAACUAUUGACAAGUAUAAAAACAUCUAAAAGAAAGAGACUUUAUUUUUACAAAUCAUACUUUACAGCUGUAAGACUGUACAGAAAUUUAAGAUACUCUAUUCAGCUUGCUCUGCUGUCUGGGUUCAAGUGCCUAAAUCAUGUAACAACCCGUUUUGUGCCAGCUCUUAUUUGGGGUCCCCUUAUCGAAGCAGUAGGCAUGUACUCCUAACAGGCACAGUACACUUAAAAUGACUAUUUACAUACUUUUGUUACAGAUAUUCCAUACCUUUUAUCUUAGUUAAUUAAGUGCAGCCUGAGGAUUGUACAUUUAAGUGGUUUGGUUUGCUGUGUGAAAUGUGUACAUUUGUUUAUAAAUCAGCACCAUGUUUAUGUAUAUUCACUGGCUUUGUCAUGUGUAAGUUUCAAUGGAAAUAUUAAAUGUUUUUUAUCAAAA
Empidonax traillii (willow flycatcher) is the source of this 3081-nucleotide messenger RNA. It is a transcript of the gene SASS6, whose product is annotated as SAS-6 centriolar assembly protein. The record is from RefSeq and is a predicted model, not a curated record. Gene Ontology annotation, biological process: centriole replication. Gene Ontology annotation, cellular component: centrosome; centriole. Bases 33 to 1955 code for a protein of 640 amino acids. NCBI's taxonomy places the organism in Eukaryota, Metazoa, Chordata, Aves, Passeriformes, Tyrannidae. The transcript is spliced from 17 exons.